Messenger RNA from Cyclocybe aegerita, 402 nucleotides. The record is from the annotation of a GenBank genome assembly. Lineage: Eukaryota; Fungi; Basidiomycota; Agaricomycetes; Agaricales; Hemipholiotaceae.
AUGGGGCUAAUGCAACUCUCGAAGAUGUUCAACGAGAAGAGGAACCGCGUCAAGGAUUUCGAUCUCUGUCCAGCGAGUUGCAUCACUUACUGCGAGAAGCUAAUUGGUCCAGACCCGCAAGAUUGUCAGGAGCUCUCCAGCUACUACGCCGGCGGUGGCCGUUUCACGAUUGAACCCAAACAGUAUACCGUCUGGGAGUAUGGCACCUGCAGGGUGAUUCAGUUCAAUCGUCUCGAAAGCACCAAUCAAAAGAUUAGCUAUUGUUUCGAUAAGCACCACUGGGCCGGGGUAGUUGACCACUUAUCAUCUCGCUGUGGUGCAAAGCACGGCUCUCGUGGAGGCAGCUGCUAUUUUUACGAUAGCCUACACUUUUCGACCAUUACCCUCGAAAGGGUGGUGUGA